GUUUUUCCCGCGCAAAUUGACGUGAUAAACAAUAUUUUAGUUUGUGGAUGUAGUGUUUGGCCAAUUAAGUGCUGUAUUCAUAUUGUUCAGUGUAAAUCUAAUGGGAUAAUUUGACCAAAAAGACAAAAUACGGAUACUACAAUGUACGGGCUACUGCUAGAGAAUAUGGCUGAGUACAUCCGACAGACCUACGGCGAGGAACGUUGGGAGGAUAUCCGGAGACAGGCCGGGGUCGAACAACCAUCGUUUUCCGUGCAUCAGGUGUACCCUGAAUACCUCAUCGCACGACUCGCGAAGAAGUCUCAAGAGGUCCUUGGCAUCACUGAAAGGGAAUUUAUGGACCAAAUGGGUGUUUACUUCGUCGGUUUCGUCUCGCAGUACGGUUAUGACAGGGUACUGUCAGUUCUGGGAAGACACAUGAGAGACUUUCUGAAUGGCUUGGACAAUCUUCACGAGUACCUCAAGUUCAGCUACCCCAGGAUGAGGGCUCCGAGUUUUAUUUGUGAGAACGAGACACGGCAAGGGCUGACGCUUCACUAUCGGUCGAAGAGAAGAGGAUUUGUAUAUUACGCUAUGGGACAAAUUAGAGAGGUAGCAAGACACUUCUACCACAAAGAAAUGCGGAUAGAGUUACUAAGGGAAGAGCUACUGUUGGAUACUGUCCACGUAACCUUCCAACUAACAUUUGAUAACCGAGCAUUUACGCUAGCUUCCUUGGCGAUGACCAGAGAGGAGAAACACUUACCCAUAAGCGCGUCGGUGCUCUUUGAAAUAUUUCCGUUUUGUAUUGUCUUUGGGUCUGAUAUGAUAGUCCGCAGUAUUGGCAACUCCCUGAUGGUGAUACUGCCAGAUCUGGUCGGCAAGAAGAUCACAAACUGGUUCGAUCUGGUCAGACCACUCAUUGCAUUUAAAUUUCAAACGAUACUUAAUCGAACCAAUAAUAUCUUCGAGCUGGUAACAGUUGAAGCUGUGAUGCACGAGAAAGCUCUUGAUAGACGCAAUGAGAUGGUCCGCCUUUCCGACGAAUCAGAUGCUGCUUCCGAAAAGAAUUUGACGUUGAAAGGUCAGAUGAUCUACAUGGACAACUGGAGGAUGAUGAUGUACCUUGGUACCCCCGUGAUGCCGGAUUUGGCUGCGCUGGUUUCAACUGGACUGUACAUCAAUGAUCUCUCUAUGCAUGACUUCAGCAGAGACCUCAUGCUUGCUGGAACGCAACAGUCCGUUGAGUUAAAACUGGCUUUGGACCAGGAGCAGCAGAAGAGUAAGAAGCUGGAGGAGUCGAUGAGGAAACUGGACGAGGAAAUGAAAAGGACCGAUGAGUUGUUAUACCAGAUGAUACCGAAGCAAGUUGCAGACAGACUUCGUAAUGGCGAGAAUCCUAUCGAUACAUGCGAGAUGUUCGACAGCGUGUCAAUUCUCUUCUCUGACGUGGUGACCUUCACUGAAAUCUGUUCCCGAAUCACACCAAUGGAAGUCGUCUCCAUGUUGAACGCCAUGUACUCCAUAUUUGAUACUCUUACAGAGAGAAACAGAGUGUAUAAGGUGGAAACUAUAGGCGAUGCUUAUAUGGUCGUAUCUGGUGCUCCGGAGAAAGAAGACAACCAUGCCGAAAAAGUCUGUGAUAUGGCAUUGGACAUGGUUGACGCGAUCACAGACCUUAAAGAUCCUAGCACUGGAUCCCAUUUAUCAAUACGUGUGGGAGUACAUUCUGGGGCAGUGGUAGCCGGAAUUGUGGGCCUCAAAAUGCCCAGGUACUGUCUUUUUGGAGACUCGGUCAAUACUGCAUCAAGAAUGGAAUCAACUUCUGAAGCCAUGCGUAUUCAUAUAUCCCAAACCACACAGGAGUUAUUGUCACCAUCUUAUAAAGUUACAGAAAGGGGAGAGAUACAGGUCAAAGGAAAAGGCGCGAUGAAAACAUAUUGGCUAGAAGGCCGAGAAUCUAGAAUGUGUCUAUCGAAACUAAUACCGUCUCAAAUACAACCUGGACAGGAAUUGGAGUGGGAAAAGGCAGCUGACGUUCGCGACAGCAUCGCAGAACAUUCAGCACAGCAAUUUAACCAUAAAGAAGCACAAAUAAAAGAUUCAUUGUUUUUUCCUAUCGCCAAUUGUAUAUCUUCGCCCAUAAGAAGUAUUACUGGAAACAUAUUGCUAGCGUCACCAACUUCAAAACAACCACCAACUGUUACGACACCAACUGAAGAGAGGCGAAUGUAUUCGCCUGUGACAUUUCAAGAUGUUGCCAGAAGGAGUAUAGCUAAUUCCCCGAAUAAGACAGAAAAAGACCGAGACACGACGGAUAACUCGACAUCAGCCAGUGUUGGUGCUGGAUGUACUGAGGCUGAUUCUUUGGAUCCGGCCAGAACCUUGGAUAGUCUCAAUUCUUCCGUUUGUUACAGUUCGACCUCACCAUGUAGAGCUGCCACCGCACCGCCCUCGAAAGCGCGCGACAAAGAGUUCUACUCAGACAUUCCAAGUGUUGUUCGAUCACCACCUAAUUCAGCGCCAAUAAUUGAUGUGUCGCAAGAAAAAGUUGCCCACGCUAAUAACAUCUCAGCCACUGCUGACAAUACCUCACAUACUCAAACAGUUACUACACCCAGCGGUGAAGAAAUAGAAACAGAUGCUGAAUACCAAGACGCUCAAACAGACACAAAUAACAUUGACACGGAGGCUGUUGAAAAAAAUCACAAAAAACCCAGUCGUGUUGGAAGAUUUCGAUCUCGAAUCGCACCGGGACAGCUUAAAGUUUGUACAACUUUAAAGAAAACACAAGUGGGUGCAGCAAAUGUGCUGCCACAUGGACAUCACCACUCGAAGAAUGUUAACCAUCACCAAUGCUGUGGAGCAUUUGGUAACCCCCACGUUAGGCAUAAAACUUCUAACUCCACGUGCCAUUUGUUUUAAAAAAAAAAUCAAAGACUUUAAGAGAAUAGCUAUUUAGUGUAGAUGUUAAUAGUCAAAUGUAAGUGUAAACUUAAACCAAAAGUAGGUAGUAUUUAAGUAGUAAAAAUAAUUCUUAUCUAAACAAUUACUAAAGCUUAUUAUAAGAUCUCGAUGUAUUUAUUUUGAUCAAGGCAUGUUAACUGUAAAAUUAGUGUCGUAGAUGAGUUAUUAAAGAAUUUGUAAAAA
This is a messenger RNA of Leptidea sinapis, 3129 nucleotides long. RefSeq names its product soluble guanylate cyclase 88E (gene Gyc88E). Gene Ontology annotation, biological process: response to oxygen levels; nitric oxide-cGMP-mediated signaling; cGMP biosynthetic process. Gene Ontology annotation, cellular component: guanylate cyclase complex, soluble. The transcript has 16 exons. Lineage: Eukaryota; Metazoa; Arthropoda; Insecta; Lepidoptera; Pieridae. The record is from RefSeq and is a predicted model, not a curated record. Gene Ontology annotation, molecular function: heme binding; guanylate cyclase activity; oxygen sensor activity. Bases 142 to 2904 code for a protein of 920 amino acids.